ACAUCACAUUAUCACAUUAAUCUCAAAGAUUAAACAGUAAAGUUUAUUGUGAACAUUUGCUUCUUUUUCCAUUUUAAAGUUAAACAAGAAGAAAAGAGCUGUUGGGUACACCUGCAGAAAGGCUGUCACUUCACACUUGGAAGAUUGCACAACGGCCAGGCAGAGACACUCCUCACUUCCCAGACAGGGCGGCUGGGCAGAGGCGCUUCUCACUUCCCAGAUGGGGCAACCAGGCAAGAGGCGCUCCUCAUUUCCCAGAUGGGGCGGCUGGGAAGAGGUGCUCCUCACCUACCAGAUGAAGGGCAGCCAGGCAGAGGCACUCCUCACAUCCCAGACGAUGGGCGGCCAGGCAGAGGUGAUCCUCACUUCCCAGACGGGGCGGCUGGGCAGAGGCACUCCUGACUUCCCAGAGGGGGUGGCCAGGCAGAGGCGCUCCUCACCUCCUAGACGGGGCGGCCGGGCAGAGGUGCUCCUCACCUCCCAGAGGGGGUGGCCAGGCAGAGGCGCUCCUCACCUCCCAGACGGGGCGGCCGGGCAGAGGUGCUCCUCACCUCCCAGAGGCGGCGGCCAGGCAGAGGCACUCCUCACCUCCCAGACGUCGCGGCCAGGCAGAGGUGCUCCCCACUUCCCAGACGGGGCAGCUGAGCAGAGGUGCUCCUCACCUCCCAGACGGGGCAGCUGAGCAGAGGCACUCCUCACCUCCCAGACUGGGUGGCCAGGCAGAGGCGCUCCUCACCUCCCAGACAAUGGGCAGCUGGGCAAAGGCACUCCUCACCUCCCAGACUGGGUGGCCAGGCAGAGGCGCUCCUCACCUCCCAGACAAUGGGCAGCUGGGCAAAGGCACUCCUCACCUCCCAGACUGGGCGGCUGGGCAGAGGUGCUCCUUGCCUCCCAGAUGGGGUGGCCAGGCAGAGGCGCUCCUCACCUCCAGACGAUGGGCAGCCAGAGAAAGGUGCUCUUCACUUCCCAGAUGGGGCGGCCGGGAAGAGGCACUCCCCAAUUCCCAGAUGGGGUGGCAGUCAGGCAGAGGCACUCCUUACAACCUAGAUGGGGCGGCUGGGCAGAGGCGCUCUUCACUUCCCAGAGGGGGUGGCCGGGAAGAGGCACUCCUCAACUGCCAGACUGGGUGGGCGGCCAGAGGAACUCAUCACCUACCAGACAAUGGGUGGCUGGGGAGAGGUGCUCCUCACCUCCCAGACGGGGCAGCCAUGCAGAGGUGCUCCUCACCUCCCAGAUGGGGCGGCCAGGCAGAGGCACUCCCCACUUCCCAGAUGGGGUGGUGGCUGGACAGGGUGCUCCUUACAUCCUAGAUGGGGCGGCCGGGCAGAGGCGCUCCUCACUUCCCAGAUGGUGUGUCGUCCCUGCAGAGGUGCUCCUCACCUCCCAGAUGAUGGGCAGCCAGGCAGAGGCGCUCCUCACCUCCCAGAUGAUGGGCAGCCGGGCAGAGGCGCUCCUCACUUCCCAGAUGGGGUGGCUGGGCAGAGGCACUCCUCACUUCCCAGAUGGUGUGGCCAGGCAGAGGCGCUCCUCUCCUCAGUUCCCAGAUUGUGUGUUGUCCUUUCAGAGGCGCUCCUCACCUCCCAGACGAUGGGCAGCUGGAGGGAGGCACUCCUCACCUCCCAGACGGGGCGACCGGGAAAAGGUGCUCCCACUUCCCAGACAGGGUGGGGGAUGGGCAGAGGCACUCCUCACAACCCAGACGGGGUGGCCGGGCAGAGGCGCUCCUCACCUCCCAGACAAUAGGCGGCCGUGCCGAGGCACUCCUCACUUCCCAGAUGGGGCGGCCAGGCAGAGGCGCUCCUCACUUCUCAGAUGCUGUGUCGUCCGUGCAGAGGCGCUCCUCACCUCCCAGACGAUGGGCAGCCAGGCAGAGGCGUUCCUCACUUCCCAGACGAGGCGGCCAGGCAGAGGCGCUCCUCACCUCCCAGACUGGGCGGCUGGGCAGUGGCGCUCCUCACUUCCCAGAUGGGGCAGCCAGGCAGAGGCGAUCCACACUUCCCAGAUGAAGUGGCCAGGGAGAGGCGCUCCUCACCUCCCAGAUGAUGGGCAGCUCGGCAGAGGCGCUCCUCACCUCCCAGACGGGGCGGCCUGGCAGAGGCACUCCUCACCUCCCAGAUGAUGGGCAGCUGGGCAAAGGCACUCCUCACCUCCCAGACGAUGGGCAGCUGGGCAAAUGCGCUCCUCACCUCCCAGACGGGGCGGCCGGGCAGACGCACUCCUCACCUCCCAGAUGGGAUGGCCGGGCAGAGGCGCUCCUCACUUCUCAGAUGGUGUGUCGUCCAUGCAGAGGUGCUCCUCACCUCCCAAAUGAUGGGCAGCCGGGCAGAGGCGCUCCCCACUUCCCAGAUGGGGUGGUGGCCGGACAGUGGUGCUCCUCACAUCCCAGACAGGGCGGCCAAGCAGAGGCGCUCCUCACUUCUCAGAUGGUGUGUCGUCCGUGCAGAGGCGCUCCUCACCUCCCAGAUGAUGGGCAGCCGGGCAGAGGCGCUCCUCACUUCCCAGAUGAGGCGGCCAGGCAGAGGCGCUCCUCACCUCCCAGACUGGGCGGCCGGGCAGUGGCGCUCCUCACUUCCCAGAUGGGGCAGCCGGGCAGAGGCGAUCCACACUUCCCAGAUGAAGUGGCCAGGGAGAGGCGCUCCUCACCUCCCAGACGAUGGGCAGCUCGGCAGAGGCGCUCCUCACCUCUCAGACGGGGCGGCCUGGCAGAGGCACUCCUCACCUCCCAGAUGAUGGGCAGCUGGGCAAAGGCACUCCUCACCUCCCAGACGAUGGGCAGCUGGGCAAAUGCGCUCCUCACCUCCCAGACGGGGCGGCCGGGCAGAUGCACUCCUCACCUCCCAGAUGGGAUGGCCGGGCAGAGGCGCUCCUCACUUCUCAGAUGGUGUGUCGUCCAUGCAGAGGUGCUCCUCACCUCCCAAAUGAUGGGCAGCCGGGCAGAGGCGCUCCCCACUUCCCAGAUGGGGUGGUGGCCGGACAGUGGUGCUCCUCACAUCCCAGACAGGGCGGCCAAGCAGAGGCGCUCCUCACUUCUCAGAUGGUGUGUCGUCCGUGCAGAGGCGCUCCUCACCUCCCAGAUGAUGGGCAGCCGGGCAGAGGCGCUCCUCACUUCCCAGAUGAGGCGGCCAGGCAGAGGCGCUCCUCACCUCCCAGCCUGGGCAGCCAGGCAGUGGCGCUCCUCACUUCCCAGACAGGGCAGCCGGGCAGAGGCGAUACACACUUCCCAGACGAAGUGGCCAGGCAGAGGCACUCCUCACCUCCCAGACAAUGGGCAACUGGGCAGAGGCGCUCCUCACCUCUCAGACGGGGCGGCCUGGCAGAGGCACUCCUCACCUCCCAGAUGAUGGGCAGCUGGGCAGAGGCGCUCCUCACCUCCCAGACGAUGGGCAGCUGGGCAAAGGCGCUCCUCACCUCCCAGACUGGGUGGUUGAGCAGAGGCACUCCUCACCUCCCAGAUGGGAUGGCCGGGCAGAGGCACUCCUCACUUCUCAGAUGGUGUGUCGUCCCUGCAGAGGCGCUCCUCACCUCCCAGAUGAUGGGCAGCCCGGCAGAGGCGCUCCCCACUUCCCAGGUGGGGUGGUGGCCAGACAGGGGUGCUCCUCACAUCCCAGAUGGGGUGGCCGGGCAGAGGUGCUCCUCACUUCUCAGAUGGUGUGUCGUCCGUGCAGAGGCGCUCCUCACCUCCCAGAUGAUGGGCAGCCGGGCAGAGGCGCUCCUCACCUCCCAGACAGGGCAGCUGGGCAGAGGUUCUCCUCACUUCCCAGACAGGGCGGCCGGGCAGAGGUGCUCCUUACUUCCCAGAUGGCGUGGCUGGGAAGAGGCACUCCUCACUUCCCAGAUUGUGUGUCGUCCACGCAUAGGCGCUCCUCACUUCCCAGACGAUGGGCUGCCAGAGGGAGGUGCUCCUCACCUCCCAGACAGGGCAGCUGGGAAGAGGCGCUCCCCACUUCCCAGAAAAUGGGCGGCUGGGCAGAGGCAGUCCCCACUUCCCAGACAGGGCGGCCGGGCAGAGGGGCUCCUUGCAUCCCAGAUGGGGCGGCUGGGCAGAGGCGCUCCCCACUUCCCAGAUGGGGUGGCUGGGCAAAGGCACUCCUCACCUCCCAGAUGGGGCGGCCGGGCAGAGGAGCUCCCCACUUCCCAGACAAGGCAGCCGGGCAGAGGCGCUCCUCACCUCCCAGAUGGGGCGGCCGGGCAGAGGCACUCCUCACCUCCCAGAUGGGGUGGCCGGGCAGAGGCGCUCCUCACCUCCCAGAUGGGGUGGCCCGGCAGAGGCGCUCCCCACUUCCCAGAUGGGGUGGUGGCUGGACAGGGGUGCUCCUCACAUCCUGGAUGGGGCGGCCGUGCAGAGGUGCUCCUCACUUCCCAGAUGGGGUGGCGGCCAUGCAGAGGCCCUCCUCACAUCCCAGAUGGGGCAGCCAGGCAGAGGCCCUCCUCACUUCCCAGAUGAUGGGCGGCCGGGCAGAGGCGCUCCUCACCUCCCAGAGGGGGCAGCCAGGCAGAGGCGAUCCUCACCUCCCAUACGGGGCAGCUGGGCAGAGGCGCUCCUCACUUCCCAGAUGAGGUGGCCAGGCAGAGGCGCUCCUAACCUCCCAGACUGGGCGGCCGGGCAGUGGAGCUCCUCACUUCCCAGAAGGGGCAGCCAGGCAGAGGCAAUACACACUUCCCAGAUGAAGUGGCCAGGCAGAGGCACUCCUCACCUCCCAGAUGAUGGGCAGCUGGGCAGAGAUGCUCCUCACCUCCCAGACGGGGCAGCCUGGCAGAGGCACUCCUCACCUCCCAGAUUAUGUGCAGCUGGGCAAAGGCACGCCUCACCUCCCAGACAAUGGGCAGCUGGGCAAAGGUGUUCCUCACCUCCCAGACUGGGUGGCCGGGCAGAGGCACUCCUCACCUCCCAGAUGGGAUGGCUGGGCAGAGGUGCUCCUCACUUCUCAGAUGGUGUGUCGUCCGUGCAGAGGCACUCCUCACCUCCCAGAUGAUGGGCAGCCGGGCAGAGGCACUCCCCACUUUCCAGAUGGGGUGGUGGCUGGACAGGGGUGCUCCUCACAUCCCAGACGGGGCGGCCGGGCAGAGGUGCUCCUCACUUCCCAGAUGGUGUGGCGGCCGUGCAGAGGCCCUCCUCACAUCCCAAAUGGGGCAGCCAGGCAGAGGCCCUCCUCACUUCCCAGAUGAUGGGCAGCCGGGCAGAGGCGCUCCUCACCUCCCAGAGGGGGCAGCUGGGCGGAGGUGCUCCUCACCUCCCACAUGGGGCAGCUGGGCGGAAGCGCUCCUCACUUCCCAGACUGGGCAGCCGGGCAGUGGCGCUCCUCACUUCCAAGACGGGGCAGCCGGGCAGAGGCGAUCCACACUUCCCAGACGAAGUGGCCAGGCAGAGGCACUCCUCACCUCCCAGACGAUGGGCAGCUGGGCAGAGGUGCUCCUCACCUCCCAGACGGGGCAGGCUGGCAGAGGCACUCCUCACCUCCCAGACGAUGGGCAGCUGGGCAAAGGCACUCCUCACCUCCCAGAUGAUGGGCAGCUGGGCAAAGGCGCUCCUCACCUCACAGACUGGGCGGCCGGGAAGAGGCACUCCUCACCUCCCAGAUGGGAUGGCCGGGCAGAGGCGCUCCUCACUUCUCAGAUGGUGUGUCAUCCGUGCAGAGGCGCUCCUCACCUCCCAGACAGGGCAGCUGGGCAGAGGUUCUCCUCACUUCCCAGACAGGGCGGCCGGGCAGAGGUGCUCCUUACCUCCCAGAUGGUGCAGCUGGGCAGAGGUGCUCCUCACUUCCCAGAUUGUGUGUCAUCCGCGCAUAGGCACUCCUCACCUCCCAGAUGAUGGGCUGCCGGAGGGAGGCGCUCCUCACCUCCCAGACAGGGUGGCCGGGAAGAGGCGCUCCCCACUUCCCAGAAAAUGGGCGGCUGGGCAGAGGCACUCCCCACUUCCCAGACGGGGCGGCCGGGCAGAGGGACUCCUUGCAUCCCAGAUGGGGCAGCCGGGCAGAGGCGCUCCUCACUUUCCAGACGGGGUGGCUGGGCAGAGGCACUCCCCACUUCCCAGAUGGGGCAGCUGGGAAGAGGCGAUCCUCACCUCCUAGACGUUGGGUGGCCGGGCAGAGGCACUCCUCACAACCCAGACGGGGCGGCCGGGCAGAGGUGCUCCUCACCUCCCAGACGGGGCAGCUGGGAAGAGGUGCUCCUCACCUCCCAGACAUUGGGUGGCCGGGCAGAGGCACUCCUCACCUCCCAGAUGGGGCGGCUGGGCAGAGGAGCUCCCCGCUUCCCAGACAAGGCGGCCGGGCAGAGGCGUUCCUCACCUCCCAGACAAUGGGCUCAAACAAAGGGCCAAAUUACCUAUAAAGUAAAUUAGAUUAACAACUGACUUAUCAGCAGAAACCCUGCAACCUAGAAAAGAUUGGGGCCUAGCGUUAGUCUUCUUAAAGAAAAAAAAAUGCCAUCCAAUAAUUUCUUUUUUUUGGAGACAGAGUCUCACUUUGCCAUCCAGGCUGGAGUGCAGUGGUGUGAUGUCAGCUCACUGCAACCUCUGCUUCCUGGAUUCAAGCAAUUCUCCUGCCUCAGCCUCCCCAGUAGCUGUGAUUGCAGGUGCCCGCUACCACACCUGGCAAAUUUUGGUAUUUUUAAUAGAGAGGGAGUUUCUUCAUGUUGGCCAGGCUGGUCUUGAACUCCUGACCUCAGGUGAUCUGCCUGCCUCGGCCUCCCAAAGUGCUAGGAUUACAGGUGCGAGCCACUGCGCCCAGCCAUGCAAGAAUUUCAUAACCUGCCAGACUGAGCUUCAUAAAGAAAGGAAAAUAAGGUAUUUCCAGACAAGAAAAUGCUAAGGGAAGUCAUUACCUCCAGACUGACUCUAAAAGAAAUGUUUAAAGGAGUUUGACUCGUGAAAAUAAAAGAAUGAUACUUGCUACCAGAAAAGCAUACAUGAAUACAAAAUGUACAGAACCUAUAAAGCAAUUAAACAAUUGAGACUACAAGGUAACUAGCUAAUGCUAUAAAAGGAAGAAAACGUAACACAUCAAUAUUAAGCUUGAAUGUAAAUGGCUGAAAUGCUCCACUGAAUAGACACAAAGUGGCAAACUGGAUAAAAAAAGAAGACACUUCUGCUGCCUUUGAGAGACCCAUCUCAUGUGUAAUGAUACCAACAGGCUCAAAGUAAAUGGAUGGAAAAAGAUUCAUCACAUAAAUGAAAAACAAAAAAGAGGUAUUGCUAUUCUUGUAUCAGAUAAAACAGACAUUAAGCUAACAACAGUAAAAAGAAAUACAAAGAAUGACAUUAUAUAAUGAUGAAGUGUUCAAUUCAACGAGAAGACUUAAGUGUCUUAAAUAUAUAUGCAGCCAACAUUAGAGCACCCAGAUUUUUAGAAUAAAUAUUACUAGACCUAAGAAAAGAGAUACACAGCUGUACAAUAAUCAUGGAGGACUUCAACACCCCACCGACAGCAGUAAGCAGAUUAGUUAGGCAGAUUAUUAGGCAGAAAACUAACAGUGAAACUGUGGACUCAAAUUGGGCUCUUGACCAAAGAGACCUAAUAGAUAUCUACAGAAUACUCUACCCAGAAACCACAGAAUGUACAUUUUUCUCAUUUGCACAUGGAACAUUCUCUAAAAUUGACCACAUGCUCAGUCAUAAAAUAAGCCUCAAUAAAUUUUUAAAAAUCACAACUAUAUUAAGUAUCUUCUCAGACCACUGCGGAAUAAAAUUAGAAGUCAAUAUCGAGAACUCUCAGAACCACAGAGGUACAUGGAAACUAAACAAUCUGCUCCUGAAGGACUUUUGUGUAAAUAACAGAAUUAAGGCAGAAAUUUAAAGAAAUUCCUGAAACAAAUGAAAAUAGAAACAUAACAUACCAAAACGUCUGGGAUACAGAAAAAACAAUGUUAAGAGGAGAGUUUGUAACACUAAAUGCCUACAUAAAAAGAGAGAAAGAUCUCAAAUUAACAAGCUAAAAUAGCCAAACACACUAGAAAAGAACAAACCAAACCCAAAGCUAGUAGAAGGAAAUAACAAAGGUUAGAGAAUAAGUUAAUGAAAUUGGGACCAAAAAAACCAUACAAGGAAUCAGCAAAAUUAAAAAGUUGGUUCUUUGCAAGGACACAUAAAAAUGAUAGAUUGCUAGUUAGAUUAUACAAGAAAAAAGAAGAUUCAAAUAAGCACAAUCAAAAAUGACAAAUGAGACAUUGCAAAGGAUACCACUGACAUAAAAAAAGAUCCUCAGAAUAUCUUUGUGUGCAUAAACUAGAAAACCUAGAGAAAAUGGAUAAAUUCCUGGAAACACACAACCUUCCAAGACUGAAUCAGAAAGAAACCAAAAGUCCACUAGGGCAGUGCCAUCAGGAAAUAUGGGAUUGAAGCCUCCACACAGAGUCCCCACUGGGGCACUACCUACAGGAGCUGUGGGAAUGGGGCCGCCACCUCGAGAUCCCUGAAUGGUAGAGCCAUGGGAAGCUUUCAUCCUGAGCCUAGAAAUACCACAGGCACUCAACUCUGAUCCAAGACAGCAGCCAUGGUGACUGUACACUGCAAAGCCACGGAGGCAGAGCUGCAUAAGGUCUUGGGAACCCCCCCCUUGCACAAGUGUGCCCUGGAUGCAGGACAUGAAAUCAAGAAUUAUUUUGGAGCUUGAAGGUUUAAUGUUUGCCCUACUGGGUUUCAGAUUUGCCUGAGGCCUGUUGCCCCUUUCUUUUGCCCAACUUCUCCAUUUGGGAAUGGGAAUAUUUACCCAACACCUGUACUGCAUUGAAUAUUGGAAGCAAAUAACUUGGUUUUGAUCUUAUAGGCUCACAGAUGGAGGAACGUACCUUGAAGCUCAGAUGAGAUUUCGGACUUUUGAGUUGAUGCUGAAACAGCUUGAGAUUUUUGGGGACUACUGAGAGAGGAUAAUUGUAUUGUGCAAUAUGAGAAAGACAUGAGAUUUGGGGGGGCAUGGGGUGAAAUGACAUUGUUUGGAUGUGUUUACCCUCCAAAUCUCUUGUUGAAUGUGAUCUUAAACGUUGGUGGUGGGCCUAGUGGAAGGUGUUGAAUCAUGGGGGUGGACCCUUCAUAAUUUGCUUAGCUCCAUCCCCUUGGCGAUGAGUGAGUCCUUGCUCUGUUGUGUCACACGAGAGCUGGUUGUUUAAAACAGCCUGCCAUGUUCCCCUUCUUGCUAUUCAUUUCUCUCUUGACACGUGAUACACUGGCCCUCACUUUGCCUUCCUCUGUGAUUGGAUGCUUUCUGAGGUCUCACCCAAACCUGAGCAGGUGCUGGUCCCAUGCUUCUACUGCCUGCACAACUAUAAACCAAAUAAAUAUUUUUUCUCUAUAAAUUUAAAAAAAUCUGAACAGACCAGUAGUUAAUUAUGAAAUUGAAUUUGUAAUAAAAAUAUUUAUCAGGCAGGAGAAGCCCAGGACUAGAUGAAUUCACAGCUGAAUUUUACCAAGCAUACAAAAAAAUAGAUGGUAUCAAUCUUACUGCAACCAUUCUAAAAUAUUGAGGAGAAGGAAUUCCUCUCUAACUCAUUCUACAAAACCAGUAUCAUCCUGACACUAAAAUCUAGCAAGGAAACAACAACAAACUACAGGCCAAUAUCUGAUGAACAUAGAUGCAAAUAUCCUCAACAAAAUGCUAGCAAACCAAAUCCAUCAGCAUAUGAAAGAUGUAAUUCAUCAUGAUUACAUGGGUUUUAUUCCUGGGAUGCAAGGACUAUUUAACAUACGCAAAUCAAUAAAUGUGAUUUACCAUAUAAACAGAAUUUAAAACAAAAAUCAUAUGAUUAUCUCAAUAGAUGCAGAAAAAAACAUUCAAUAAAAAUUCAACAUCCUUGCCAGGUGCGGUGGCUCAAACCUCUAAUCCCAGCACUUUGGAAGGCAGAGGUGGGCCAAUCAACAGAGGUCGGGACCAGCCUGACCAACAUGGAGAAACCCCAUUUAGAACUAAAAAUGCAAAAUUAGCUGGGCGUCGUGGUGCAUGCCUGUAAUCCCAGCUACUCAGGAGGCUGAGUCAAAAGAAUGGCUUGAACUGGGGAGGUGGAGGUGGCAGUGAGCCAAGAUCACACCACUGCACUCCAGCCUGGGCAACAGAGCAAGACUCCGUCUCAAAAAACCAAACCAAACCAAACCAAACCAAAACAAAAAAACCCUGAAAUCAUAUCAAUUAUUUUUUCUGACCAG
Messenger RNA from Pan troglodytes (chimpanzee), 10132 nucleotides. RefSeq lists its product as uncharacterized. The coding region runs from base 2654 to 4444 and encodes 596 amino acids. The record is from RefSeq and is a predicted model, not a curated record. The transcript has 3 exons. NCBI's taxonomy places the organism in Eukaryota, Metazoa, Chordata, Mammalia, Primates, Hominidae.